AUGCUUGUGGCACAUGAGCUCGUUUUUACACAUUUGUCUAUCCGCUCAGGAUACGACGCAGAGAGCGUGCAAUUGAGUGCCAUGACGUCGAUGUCACAGUCAUCAUUUUCUCAAGCGCAGUCUCAAAACUUACUCGGGUCGAGUCAGGAUGAUCAGCAAUGGCAGACUCAGCAAGCUUUACCUUCAUUUCCUCCAUCUCCAGUACGCUGCAACGGUAAUGAAAAACUACAAGAGGUUGAACGAAACCUGAACAAGGCAUUUGUUGAGCAAACGCAAGCACAGAAACAACAACAGGAACGGCUAGUGACGCAAAUCGCCAGUCCGAUAAGCAAGUCGAUGGAGGAAAUCAAGAAACAGCUUGUCACUUCUGGUGAAGGUCAGCAAAAGCAAGAGGCAGUCAUUGGAGUGCUUGCAAAAGGUAUCGACAACGUAACUGCAACAGUCUCGGAGCUCCGCGAGCAGAGCCGUAGCAACAAAGCAACUUGUCAAGAGACACGUACUGCAAUGGUCACUGAGGUGGCAGCUGUUAAUGCAGCUCUCACGCGCCUCCAAGCUAGAGUUGAUUCAGUUGAAGGCGGUGUAAAAGUAUGCUCUGGUCACGUCACGCAAGUGCUUGAAGUAAUAGGCACUACGCACGAGGCAUUGUUGUCGGCCAUAUCCGCGUCAUCUUGCAAUUGCCCUCAAGAUGCCACACAAGUCAAUGCUCUUUCAAGCGCUGAAAGAGCAACCAAAAAAAAGAAGGCACAACCUGUCCCAACCCGAUCUAACUGA
Messenger RNA from Peronospora belbahrii, 771 nucleotides. Lineage: Eukaryota; Oomycota; Peronosporomycetes; Peronosporales; Peronosporaceae. The record is from the annotation of a GenBank genome assembly.